Delphinapterus leucas (beluga whale) is the source of this 6442-nucleotide messenger RNA. The record is from RefSeq and is a predicted model, not a curated record. NCBI's taxonomy places the organism in Eukaryota, Metazoa, Chordata, Mammalia, Artiodactyla, Monodontidae.
AAACCCCAGGCCCUGCGGGGCGGGCGCCCCAGGAGGGUGCUGGCGGGGCGAGGGGCGGGCGCUCAGGGCGCGGCCGGCGGCUACUCGUGGGCCGCACUGGGCCGGGGGUGCCCUCCCUCCGCCUCUUCCUCCGCGGGCCGGGCCGGGCCGGGGCGGAGCAGGGCGGCGGCAUGGCGGGCAGGCGGGCCGGGGCCGGGACCGGGGUCUGGACGCUGCUUGCGCUGCUGGCGCUGCGGGCGCUCGGCGCCGCGGCGCACCCGCAGUGCCUGGACUUCAGGCCGCCCUUCCGGCCCCCGCAGCCGCUGCGCUUCUGCGCGCAGUACUCGGCCUUCGGCUGCUGCGCUCCGGAGCAGGACGCGGCGCUGGCCCGGCGCUUCGGGGCCCUGGCGGCGCGCGUGGACGCCGCGAUUUGGGCCGAGUGCGCCGGCUACGCGCUUGACCUGCUGUGCCAGGAAUGCUCGCCGUAUGCGGCCCACCUCUACGACGCAGAGGAUCCAUCCACGCCCCUGAGGACUGUGCCCGGGCUCUGCGAGGACUACUGCCUGGACCUGUGGCAGUCGUGCCGGGGCCUCUUCCGCCACCUGUCGCCCGACCGCGAGCUCUGGACGCUGGAGGGCAACCGCGCCAAAUUCUGCCGCUACCUGUCCCUGGACGACACGGACUACUGCUUCCCGCACCUGCUGGUCAAUGAGAACCUCAACUCCAACCUGGGCCGUGUGGUGGCCGAUGCCAUGGGCUGCCUGCAGCUCUGUCUGGAGGAGGUGGCCAAUGGGCUGCGCAACCCCGUGGCCAUGGUCCACGCCCAGGACGGCUCCCACCGCUUCUUCGUGGCCGAGCAGCUGGGGCUGGUGUGGGUCUACCUGCCUGAUCGCUCGCGGCUGGAGAAGCCCUUCCUGAACAUCAGCCGGGCCGUGCUCACCUCGCCCUGGGAGGGUGACGAGCGGGGCUUCCUGGGCCUCGCCUUCCACCCCAGCUUCCGGCACAAUGGCAAGCUCUACGUCUACUACUCAGUGGGUGUGGGCUUCCACGAGUGGAUACGCAUCAGUGAGUUCCGGGUCUCCGAGGAUGACAUGAACGCUGUGGACCACGACUCGGAGAGGAUAAUCCUGGAGAUCGAAGAACCAGCCUCGAACCAUAAUGGGGGCCAGCUGCUCUUUGGGGAUGAUGGGUACCUCUACAUCUUUACUGGAGAUGGCGGGAUGGCUGGAGACCCCUUUGGAAAGUUUGGAAAUGCCCAAAACAAGUCGGCGCUGCUGGGCAAGGUGCUGCGCAUCGACGUGAACCGCAACGAGCGCGGCCCGCUCUACCGCAUCCCGUCCGACAACCCAUUCGUGGGCGACCCUGCCGCGCGCCCAGAGGUCUACGCCCUCGGGGUGCGCAACAUGUGGCGCUGCUCCUUCGACCGCGGCGACCCGGCGUCGGGGGCGGGCCGCGGGCGCCUCUUCUGCGGCGACGUGGGCCAGAACAAGUUCGAGGAGGUGGACCUGGUGGAGCGCGGCCGCAACUAUGGCUGGCGCGCCCGCGAGGGCUUCGAGUGCUACGACCGCAAGCUGUGUGCCAACACCUCCCUCGAUGUUGCGCUGCCGAUUUUCGCCUACCCGCACCGACUGGGCAAGUCGGUCACUGGGGGCUACGUGUACCGGGGCUGCGAGUACCCGAACCUGAACGGCCUCUACAUUUUCGGAGACUUCAUGAGCGGACGUCUGAUGUCCCUCCGAGAGAACCUGGGGACAGGCCGGUGGCGGUACAACGAGAUCUGCAUGGGCCGUGGCCAGACCUGUGCGUUCCCGGGCCUCAUCAACAACUACUAUCCACACAUCAUCUCCUUCGCGGAGGACGAGGCCGGGGAGCUGUACUUCAUGUCAACGGGCGUGCCGAGUGCCACAGUGGCACGUGGGGUUGUCUACAAAGUGAUCGACCCCUCCAGACGGGCACCACCCGGCAAGUGUCAGAUCCAAGCCGCCCACGUGAAGGUCCGGGGCCGCCUCAUCCGCUUCGUGCCCAAAGAAAAGUUCAUCCGGAGGAUGGAGAGCACCCCGCGGCCCACGGCGCCCGCGCCCACCAAGGCUCCCCGCCGCAGCCGCCCCACGACCCCUCCACUUGCGCCCACCCUGCGGCCGGCACGACCCACCCCGCGGCCCGGGCGCCGUCGGGGCGGCGGGCGGCGGCGGGGACGGCUGGGCACCGCGGUCCCCGAGCCCUCGAACGGCGCCGUGCGCCUGGUGCGGCCCCCGGGCCUGAGUCCAGGCCGCGGGCGUGUGGAGGUGUUCGCGGGUGGACGUUGGGGCACCGUGUGCGAUGACGCCUGGGACACCAAGGGCGCUGCCGUCGUGUGCCGCCAGCUGGGCUUCGCGUACACCGUGCGGGCCGCCAAGCGUGCCGAGUUCGGCGAGGGCCACACGCUGCCCAUCCUGCUGGACGACGUGCGCUGCACAGGCAGUGAACGCAACCUACUGGAGUGCGCGCACGCCGGCCUGGGUUCCCACAACUGCGACCACCAGGAGGACGCCGGCGUCGUGUGCAGCCGCGAGAACCCCGAUCUGUAGGCGAGCAUCGUCUGUCUGUCUGGCCAGCCGGGCUCUCCAUUGUGCGUCCAGAGCCCGUCCAACCUGUGCGCGCCUGGUGCGUGCGCCCGAGUCUGAGGGUGGGGGGAACGUGGGGGGUGGCCUAGGGGUGGCCCAUCUGUAAUGCUGUCCUGUGGUGCGUGCAGUGCACGCGUGUUCUUUGUGUGUUCCUGCCCACGUGGCUGUGAAACCCCGCAGCGCAGUGUGUGCUGGGGCCCGUGUGGCCCCUGUGGCCGUGUGGUUGCAGCCUGAGGUGUUCUUUGCUUACCUCCAGGCACCUCAAGCAGCGGCAGGAGCACAGUCUGGUGGAGCCCUGAGCACUGCGGGCAGCUGCCCUUCAAGGGCAGACAUGACCUCACUGCACUAACAGAGGCACAGCCGGCGGGUGGAGGGAGGGGACCAGGCCUGCCCUGCCCACGGUGGGGAGUGGAAGGCCCCAGACCAGCUGGAGCACGGCUUGAGGAACGUGGCCCAAAGGGCGUGGACCGGUGGCCUGGCAGUCAGGGUUGGUGAAGAGAGCACGAAGGCAUCUAGUAGGGGCCAAGGGAAGUCAUCAGACUGAUGGGUCCAGGGUGACCCCUGGGCUGUGGCUGUCCCAGCGAGGGUCAGGCUGCCUAGGAGAAGCGAGUGCCGGGGUGGGCUGGCAGGGAUUACUGGAUGACUUCCGGGAGAAGCCUUCUGGGCCUCAGCAUCACGCAGGACCCAGCCACUCCGAGCACCACGGUCGCUGGUGAGGCUUCAGAUUUCUCCACUUCCGAGCCGGUGCCAGGGCCACCUCUGUCACCUCCAUUCCCCACCCACCCUGUUCAGUGAGAUCCCAGGGAACCCUCUGCCUCCUCAACCCAACCCCGGGGGCCGACCGGGCUGCGGACCCAGUGAGACCACUGGUGCUCUGUCACCCAGUGCUGUGCCAACAGCACGACUGUUUACAAACCCCCUUCCUGCCUCUUUUCUCUGACUCACACCUGCCUGGAAGCGGAGGGAGGGGGUGGGAGAAGGGGGCUGGGUCUGCAGCCUCUGUCCUGCUCACAGGUGGAAGUUCCUUUGCCCACUAAGGGCCUCAGCCUUGGCUCAUGCCAGGCCGGUCAAGGGGCAUCAAGUAUGGCUGGGCUCAGCCUCUGAUAGGGGGCCAGGGAGGGGAAGCAGAUAGAUGGUCACCGGGCAGUGAGGACCGGAUAUGGCCCGUGUCGGGGGCGCGGGGGAGGGCUCUGGGUGGGGCAUCCCAACCCAACCUGGGUGUUGUCCUGGGAGUUGAGCUGGCACUAGGGAUGGUGUGCCUGGCAGAGGAAAUGGUGCGGGCAGAAGCCUGUCGGGGUCUCCCAGCUGCUCACUGAAGCUGAGUGUGGAGUAUGAAGCUGCAGAAAAAAGCUUUAGGGUCACCCUCUCGAACUCCCCCCUACCUCUGCCCUAAGUGGGGUGGGCGAGGGACCCAGACCCUUGUGGCUCCUCUAACCCUGUUGAGCCCCGCGUGCAAACCACAAUUAACCCUGCCACUGACUGUGGCCUGUGUGCUGGGCACCGUCGUAAGAACGGUGCCGCAUACCUGAAGUCAUUCAAUCCCCGCAACAGCCCUCUUCCUCCCCUUUUACAGAUGAGGAAACCGAGGUGCACAGAGCUUUAUAUCUUAGCUGAGAUCACCCAGCCAGGGAGGGGGAAGCCAAAUUUGAACACGAGCUGGCUAGCCCUAGCACCCGCCAGGUGUAUAACCACUGAACCCCCUGGCUAUACCCGCAGAAAGUCUCAGCAUGGCCCAGGGCCCCUGCCCGCUGUAGGCUGCCAGCCUUGCUGGGAAAUAGCUGAUGGAGACCCCCGUGGGUCCCUUCUGCCAAGCAGGUGGCUGUGCCACCUCCCACUGCCCAGGGGUGGUUGACUGGGCAUCUUCCAGGUCGCUGGGACAUCUGGAAUUGUUAGGAGCUGGGAGGCCCGUGGGGACCAUCCAGGCCAAACUCCUCACUGUGCUGAUGGGGAAAUGAACCUGGGAGGCUGAGUGUCCCAGGCCUUUGGUCAGAUGGGGCCGAGCUAAGACUAGAGCCCAGGGAAGGCGGGGUGGCCCUCGGGGCCCUCAGAGCGGAAGGGCCAGGGCUGUUGGUCCCUCUGGCUUAGAGGUGGGGUAUGGCUUUUAGCAGCCUCUGCCUCCUCUUCCUAGGGCUCCUCUGUGCUCUUUCCUGCCCCUCCCCACCCUGUGGAGCCCCCUUCCUCAGUUCAAGGCCUGGAGGACAUGAUGCCACAAGGCAGGGCCUGGGAGGUGGGCACCUCCCACUGCACCUCAGCACCCACAGCCUGGGCCCACCAUCUGGGGCCCGUGGCACUUUCCCCAAGUGGCAAGGGGGAGUGGUCCAGCCCUCCACUGGGCCCUGAGUGUCACUGUUGUUUGUUGGGGCAAGUAGGGGAGGUCCCAGGCCCCAUCACUCCUCUGGGCAGUGCUGGCCUUGGCCCGUCAGUGUUGCAGGAAGGGUGCUUCCCCUCCCAUCACCCCUCAGGCUCCAAAUAAGGCUGAGGCUGCGGCCUGACUCCUGAGAAUGAGGCUCACAGAGACACACUGCUGCUUUACUAGUAAUAAUAAGGGCAGGUGGCUGACAUCGGCUGAGCACUUACUAUGCCAGGCACUGUUCUAAAGGCUUUACAUAUUAGGCACUCUUUAAUCCUUGUAUUAACUCUAUGAGGUAGGUGCUAGGGUCACCCUCCCACCCAUUUUACAGAUGUGGAAGCUGAGGCCCAGGGGCCCUUAGUUACUUGUCAGAUGUCACACAGCCAAUAUUAGAAAUCAGGCAGCCCGGCUCUGGAGCCCCAGCUGUGUGCUGUCACGCUGUGCUACCUCAAGAGCACUGAAUUCAGUGUCCCCCUCGUUGGGCCCCAUCAUUGUGCAGAUGGGGACACGGGCCCAGGGAGGGGCAGGGCUAGGCGCAGACUCCCUGCCCCGUGCUCCUUUCACUCCACCACCAGCCUCGGAAAGCCAAGGGAGCAGUCACAAGUGACUCUGUCCCCAGGGACUUUGAUCCUGCCUCUGAGUCCUCUAAAGUCGCUGGGGAUGGAGGCUAGUCUGGGCCAAGGCUCUCCAUGCUCCCUAUAGGCCUCUGCCCUCACUGCCUCGAAUCUGGCCUCCAGCCAGCAGCUAGAGUGAUCUCUCAGAACCUGCCCAGAGAGGGACUGCCUCUGCCCAGCGUCACACAGCUUAGUUCUGGAGCCCUUGGAGCCACCGCUGCAGGGAUGUCCCAGGUGUGGCCCUGCACCCAGGACUGCAUCCAUGGUGUCAGCCUCAGGUAACAACACUCCAGGUCUCUGGCUGGGCCUCACUGGUUCCCUGUUCACCUGCAUCCCUCUGGCAAGCCUCAGCUGGGCUGGGCCCUAGGUGGCCACUUUUCUCCUCUGAUGACAGGAAAGACCCACUGUCCCUGGCAGCCCUGACAGCUUCAGUCUGUGGCUGAAGGCAACCAAGCUAGGGAGCAACCUUCAGCUCCCCAAGGCAUUCCUAUGUUUACGCUUUGCAAAUGCUUGGCUGGGAGACAACGACUGGGAUGUUAGGGGUCCAGCCUUGACUGUGUGACCUUGGCAAGGUCACUUAACCUCUCUGAGCCUCAUUGGAAAACAGAAGUAAUCAGCAGGAUUAUUGGAAGAAAAAUGAGGUAACAUUUACAAACAUGCCCAGGACGUUCUGUAUUGUUUCUGGACAGAAAGCUCAGUAGCAGGCUGUUGGCGCCCACAUUGGCAGCUGCCAACUGCACAAGACAGGGCGGGAGGGGCAUGCCAGGUAGAGGGACCAGCAUUAGAAUGACCCAGGGACAAAUCCUCAAAAUGGGAGGAAGAUGAGCCCCUUCAGCUAACAUGUAGAACCCACAUCUUUUUUUUUUUUUUUUGCGGUACGCGGGCCUCUCACUGUU